AAGUGGCUGCUCAAAAAGUGUCGCUGCCUUUCUAGGCACCUCACUAGGUUUUGCGACAUAUCCCGUGUUUACCUGUCUCGUUCAUCUAUUCUACCGUCGGAAAUACGGAUUCAUAUUUAUUUAAUUCUUUGCAUGCGAGGUUAAUUUUUACCUCGUUUAAAUCGUUUUAUUUCAAAAGAUUUAAUCCGUUCUCUUUUUUUUUAUCUUGUGGUGUAAGAACAUAUUAGCCGCGAGUCUCGCGCAUACAUUGCGUUUAUAAGAAGAACGCUGAGUAUUUUACACCUGAGCGCGAGACUCACAGGUGAAAUAUGCGCUCGAGUGUGUCGCGCUGAUUGGAUGAGAGUCCCGCCGGUUUGCUUUAUCGAUUGACGGUGACGCACGGAGGAGCCCGAUAAAUCAUCCUGCCGUCCCGGCUGAGAGAGAGAGAGAGAGAGAGGGUUCGUGUUCUUGACUAAGUUUGUGGUUCUGUUACAGCACCCCUCGGCAACCCGGACGGAAGCGAGAGAACCGAAUAAAUCGCACCUGCCCCGGGACAAUGAUACUGUUGGUCUUCAGACUUCUCUGUCUUUGCAUUUUGUCGAUGGGCAGCUUUUCUGCGUCUGUUACUCAGGCCACCCUCCAAUCAGAUGUGCAGUGUUAUGACUGGGGCGUGUGGAGUGGGGGAUCGGUGCGUGUGUAUGAUGGAGAGGUGGCGUGGCUGUACUGUCCUCUCUUCUCUUAUCCGACGCUCUACAUCUACAGUCAGAUUCAGAACAGCAGUCUGUCACUGUUGUGGUACAGACACACACACACACACGAGCUGGAGCAGCCCAUCAACCUCAAACUACAAACACUGCAUAAAGACCGAGAAUAUCUGUGGAUUCAACCGGCCACAGAGCAGGACGCUGGACAGUACAUCUGCAUGCUCCGCAACAUUUCAUCAUGUGUAAAGAUCGGUGUGGAGCUGGAGGUGAUUCAUCGGGAUGGAGAGUGUGACAUUAAAGCUCAACCACACCUGAACAUAUCUAUACCGUUCCAAAUUGAACGCACCCUCACCUGUCCUGACCUGCACACACUCACGCUGCCCAACAGCACACACUCCGUCACCUGGUACCAUUGGUGCAGGACUGAUGCAUUUUUGUUUAAAAUGGACAGAGAGCUGAAAGGUGAUGACGUUGUGAUCUACAGGAUGCUGGAUCCCUACGCUGGUGUCUACACAUGUGUGGUUUCAUACCAGAUGAACGGACGCUUGCUCAAUUUCACACGCACAAUAAACGUCACAGCUGUUGUUCCUGAUAUUGGCAAUAAAGAGCCCUUUAUUUUGAAUCCUGCUAAAGAUCAGAUCUACUCCGUCACUCUGGGUAGACGGGCGGAACUGUCCUGUCGAGUAAAGCUGCCUCACCUAUAUGAUGAAAAGCAAGAGAUUUGGUGGACUAUUGAUAACAGAACUGUGGAACAACUCGCCGACUCACGAUUCACCUCACCGGAGGCCGAGAUUGUGUCUGAUUAUUACGGCGAUCAGAUAAAACAGAGGUUCCUGUACGUCAUGGAUUUCUCAGCUGAUGACCUGAAGAGAGAGUUUCAAUGCUCUACCAGAAACAGUCGCGGCUUCAACACCAGUAGAGCUGUACUCAAGGCAGAAUUGUAUGUCCCCACUCUGGAGUUGGGUUGUGGGUUAGGUGUGACUCUCGCCCUCAUGUUGAUGAUGUUUGUCAUCUAUCACGUGUUCUGGCUUGAACUUCUGCUGCUGUACCGCUCCUGGUUUGGCACUGAUGAGAGCUUCACAGAUGAUAAGAAGUAUGACGUGUACAUCUCGUACGCCCGGAACAGCGAGGAGGAAGAGUUUGUGCUGUCCACGUUGCGUCGAGUUCUGGAGACAGAAUUCGGUUACUCUGUCUGUAUAUUCGACCGAGACAGUCUCCCAGGAGGGACUAUAACAGAUGAUACACUGAGGUUUGUGGGUCAGAGUCGCAGGCUGGUGGUUGUUGUCAGUCCGAGUAGUGCCGUCCGCGGGACGCAGGCCCUGCUCGAGCUGCAGGCCGGGUUAACCAGCAUGCUGCAUGGUGGCAGUCUCAGAGUGGUUCUGAUCCAGUUUAAACCGGUUCGGCGGAAGAGCUGGGUCAAAGAGCUGCGGCGUGCCCGGCUGGCACUGACCCUCAUACGCUGGCAGGGAGAGAAAUCGGCUCCGAUCUCCUCACGAUUCUGGAAACAUCUACAACUGGAGCUGCCCAUGAGGAGAAACACACACACACCACUGACAGAGAAUACACACAACACUGACACGCAACUCACAGAUAUCACACACACACGCAACUCACAUUAACAUAAGACAUUAACUCAAAUGCACCCGACACACACACACACACACACACACAAAACACACAUCGUGGAAAAGAGUAGCUUAUAGAUGCUUAUUCUUCAAGUGCGUUACAGUACAGACAUAUUUACAGAGUGAACUGCAAUUUGUUAAACGUUAAAAAAGGUAUUUUUUUGCAAAAGAUGACAAUAUUUAUUGCAUCAUAAUAAUAAGAGAAUUUUUGAAGACUCAUGCCGUUUUGUUUACUUAUUAUUAUUCUUUUUAUUUAUUCAUUUAGUGACGAAGAUUGCUUGCAAGGGAGGUGUGUUCAAAAGCAUUUGUCAGUACUUAAAAAGAAAAGUAUCGUAUUACUUAAUCACUUUUCAGGUAUCCGUUGUAUUAUGGUGUAAUUAUAAGAGUAACAUACGUUAAACUUGUUACUUUUGAAAGUGCAAUGAUUAUAAAAUGUGUCAUUUGUUAUCGCUAACUCUGGUAAUGUAAAGUUUUGUAAUGUCACUGCAGCUGGAGACAAGUACAUCUGGCUGCAGC
Molecule: messenger RNA, 2824 nt
Organism: Xyrauchen texanus (razorback sucker)
Lineage: Eukaryota; Metazoa; Chordata; Actinopteri; Cypriniformes; Catostomidae
Product: interleukin-1 receptor accessory protein
Exons: 11
Coding region: 536-2302 (588 amino acids)
Biological process (GO): signal transduction
Molecular function (GO): interleukin-1 receptor activity
Source: RefSeq, a predicted model, not a curated record